AUGCAUUAUACGGUUAGUGCUGUAACCGGGCAAAGAUUAGAAUCGACGGAGGACGACCACUUCUCUACGACACCAGCGCCACCGGACAUUGAAAUAUGUCCUUGCCACGGGAGUUCAUCUAUAAUAAGGUACUCCUAUGAAGGAUGGCCUCGUUGGUACAGCUUAAAUCACACAUUGUUCCAGGAGCUAUCGAAGCUGGAAAAUGGUCUCCUCGGAACAUCAGCUCCACCGACUUCCACCGCUCCUGUUUCGUGUUCCAUCGAUCUGCCGGGAGAUGACAUCAUUGAGGGGGUGCUGUCACCGGAGAAGGCUGGGUCUCUCAUGUCGAUCCAGUCCGCGCCACCUGAACAGCGGGAGAGAGUCGAACAGAGAGAGAGACCUGUCAGUCUACUCCUAGAACUGCCGUUAGCAACACAAGUGGGCGCUUACCUCUCCGCGAUGUCACCAACGGAGCAGGAGGAGGAUUCCCUCCUGACUCUGUCGUCGGUGACCGCGAGACCACUACUCGCCGCCUCCAGGAAGUUAAGACCCCAUAGCGAGAGUACUGACACGUCACCGCCAGACGGCGGAUACGGCUGGGUCGUGGUAUUCGGAGCUUUUAUGGUGCAGUUCUGGGUGGCUGGACUUUUCAAGUCCUAUGGAGUAUUGUACGUAGAGAUAAUGGAGACGUUCCCGGAUUCGUCAGAGAGCGUUGCCUCUUGGAUCCCGGCUGCUUUGUCUACACUGUGUCUUGCGCUGGCUCCCUUAUCAUCAGCUCUAUGCGAGAAGUAUUCCUGUCGACUGGUCGUCUUCAUUGGUGGAUUGUUCUGCGCGAGUGGACUGGCCCUGUCAUAUUUUAGUACGGGGCUAUUGCAUCUCCUGCUCAGCUUUGGAGUUAUGACUGGUAUCGGCGGCGGCCUAUCAACGACUCCUGGUAUUGUGAUCGUUUCGCAAUACUUCGAUAAACAUAGGGCGAUGGCGAACGGAAUAUGUGUCAGCGGGACGGCGGCAGGUAGUUUUGUGUUUCCCAUGCUUAUUGAGAAGUUGGUGGAUACUUACGGAUUGCAUGGCACUGUGCUUCUAUUGGGUAGGAUCUUAGCUGGUUUAUUUUAUUCAGGUGGUGGUAUGUUGCAUGUUUGCGUGGCGGCGACUCUCUACCGUCCGCCACCGACUCUCCGUUCUAGCACACCAGUCACUAGUACCACCACGGAGAAUACAACCCUUCUGAACGAUAUACAGGAUGGCAAGACACUUCCAUCUAGAGACAACAAUCUGCAAAAUCUGUUUCAAACGGACAACGAGAUUGUGCUAAAUCAGAAAAACGCUCUUCUAAAUGACGAGAAACGGACCAAUUUGUUUACCGAAAUCAUUCACCCGAGUUUGAUUGAAGUAGCAAGACCGCCUCUGCCCUGUCAGAUGUCGGAUUCCGAAGACUCCGAGGGAAUGGAUGUUUUGGGUGUUGUUGUCCACAACACAGCAGCUUGGUUCGCUUUUAUGGCUUAUAGGGAUAAAUUAUUUCUGCGUCGAGUGUCAGUCACUUACGCCGGCACUGCCUUAUCGGUAGAAGGCCUACCUCGUGAAGUCGCUCGGCUUCGCUUGCGGCCUACAAGAUCUUCGUCUAUACUACAUUCCGUUGAAGAUCUAUCGACAGACAGCACGUGUGUCUACAAAUCGAGUAGAAGAAAGAUUACCAGAUCGCUUUACAUCAAACCACCACUCCCGAGUGGAAUUCCGGAUAAAGUGUUAGAACCAGAAAUAAAGAAGGACGAAGAAGAGAAAAAAGAAGAAUUAGAAGAAAAAAUGGAGACCGGUUGUGUUGCGACUAUUUCUAGAUACUUGGACGUUUCACUACUGAAGUCUUGGCGUUUUGGACUGCUUUGUACUUCGGUGGCUCUGAUGUCCUGCGGCUCACCUUAUGCCUUGUACUAUUUACCAGCAUACACCGUCGCUGUUGGUCAUAGCAAAGCUGCUGCCGGUCGUCUCGUGGCGAUAAGUGCUGUUCUCGACUUAUGCGGUAGGCUCGGUUUGGGCUGGCUGUGCGAUCUGCAUCUAUUCUGCAGACGGGCAUAUGGACUCUGCCUGGGUUGCUGGUUUCUCUUGGUGCCUGUUCUCCUAGCUGAUGCUUUUGGAACUGCGCGUAUCGCAUCUUCCUAUGGUCUGGUUAGGAUGUUCCAGAGUCUCGCAGCUGUCUCCGUUCCGCCGACUGCUGGUCUGAUUCGUGACGUCACUGGGGGCUAUUCCUGCUGUUUCUAUGGCAUGGGUUCGUGCAUGGUCCUAGGUACAAUUCCCGUGAUUGCAUUUCAUAUCGCAACGAAGAAGAAGGAGAAGGAAUGA
This is a messenger RNA of Leptosia nina, 2313 nucleotides long. Lineage: Eukaryota; Metazoa; Arthropoda; Insecta; Lepidoptera; Pieridae. The record is from the annotation of a GenBank genome assembly.